Aspergillus novofumigatus IBT 16806 is the source of this 2436-nucleotide messenger RNA. Its product is annotated as putative capsular associated protein. The record is from RefSeq and is a predicted model, not a curated record. The transcript has 2 exons. NCBI's taxonomy places the organism in Eukaryota, Fungi, Ascomycota, Eurotiomycetes, Eurotiales, Aspergillaceae. Bases 455 to 2314 code for a protein of 619 amino acids.
GAAGAACCUUAACCUAAUCUGAUCCUCAAAAUAAGCCCCUUUUGGCAAUCGAGAAUCCUCCACUUGGCAUGGAAUUGAACAUUAAACCAAUCGUUGCAUUCCGUGGGACUCCAUACCAGGGCCAAGACGGCUUUCACUUCGGGCAUUUUGCGACGCUGUCACCAGGCGUCUUACUCUAGUCAUGCCCUAUGGAUACGGUCGUUAACUCUUAAAGGUUAGUACCGUACUUAAAGUGGCCAAACUGUUUCCGCUUCCGCUUUCAAAUCGAUUUGCUCCAAAAAAUCUUCGAGAUCCAACUGGCAGAGUUUCAGCCCCGGUAGUGUAGGACAUGGCGUUGGCUGACUUGGGACGAGAGCCCCGUGUUUAAUAAGGCGCUGAAGGGCCACCUCGGUUGCGAUAAUUUUUCCUGAAUCUCUCUCUGUGUGAUUAUUUUCAUCGCCAUUCCCCCUUCAACAUGGUGACAUUGUCGCCGUUGAGGGUUCGAUCGGCCGUUCUUAUAUUUUUAGGGGUCUCGUUUACUCUGGGGUUUUGGUUGUUUGGUGGUCGGAGCCACGAACCCGUGGGAUUUAAUAUUCCGUACAACCACGCAGAUUCACCAUCACCAUCAGGAGACCAUCCGAUCGAUCAACUCAUCCUAAACGCCGAUGCAGAAUGGCGAUCGCUGCUGGGAAAGGAGGCCAAAACUUUCGAGGCCGCAACGGAGGAAUAUCGUCGCCGUCGGGAUCGACAUCCGCCUCCAGGCUUCAAGGAGUGGUUCGAAUUCGCUAGGUCCAAGGACGCACUCAUUAUCGAGGACUUUUUCGACCAAAUAUAUGAUGACCUGAAUCCAUUCUGGGGUCUGGAACCAAAGGAGAUCCGACGACAAGCGCAAAGUCUCAAACCCCGCAUCGCUGUUCGCAAGCAUAAAGCGACCGCGAUCACCGACCACAAAGCGCUUUGGUUAGACUCAUGGCUCAGUCUUGUGCGCAGCAUCCAGCAGUACCUUCCCGACCUCGACAUGCCCUUUAACCCCAUGGAUGAAUCCCGAAUCGUUGUGCCUUCGGAAACCAUCGCGGAAUACAUGGGCAAGGAACGCGUAAGCCGACAGUGGAUGCGAGAUAAGAGCCCUGCAGAGUUUAUCACGGAAUACACAGCUGCGAAGGAUGAACCCCAGUCUGGGAAAUUCGAACCUCGCUUCCUAGGCCCCAACGAUGGUCCGUUCUGGCAUAUGGCUCGGGUCGGCUGCCCGCCAGACAGCCCGUCGCGCAAAAGUCUCACCGUCGACCCGGAUACAGUCCUGCAGGUGGCCAUGGAGAACUUUUUGCCGCACUCGCAGAAUGGCUAUGUGCGCAACUGGACCCAGUCCAAGGAUAUUUGUUGGCGUCCGGAGAUGCAGGCGCUCCAUGGAACCUUUAUCGAGCCCGUGUCCAUAUCCACCGCGCAUGAGCUAUUUCCUCUUUUUGGAGGAUCCAAGCUGCCAGUCAAUAACGAGAUCCUCAUCCCUCCUGCUAUGUACUGGGCCAAGGACAAGCGAUACUCUGGCGGCGACAAACAUGGUGGUCCAUGGGAAUCGAAGAAAGAUUCCCUGAUCUGGCGCGGCAUCGCAUCGGGAGGUCGAAACCGAAUCAACAACUGGACGGGCUUCCAGCGCCAUCGUCUUCUAGCCAUGUUGAACGGGACAUCCGUCGCUGCUGCCGAACGGAACAAUUCUCACUUUGUGAAUUUCGUGCUCCCCAACUACGACUACUACAAUCUGGCCUCGGGUCACGCCGGCCAACUCCACGAGUUCGUGGAGGACCAUGUCGACGCGGGCUUCAUCCAUCUCGUCUGCUUCCCCUGUGUCCCAGACCAGCCCUGCGAGUACGAUCUGACGGAUCCGCACUGCGCCUACACGGAACCGUACUUUGCCCUCGUCCCCGCCAUGCCCAUGGACAAGCAGUACGACUACAAAUACCUGCCUGACAUCGAUGGCAAUUCCUUUAGCGGACGGUACCGCGGCUUCUUAUUGUCGACUUCUCUCCCCAUCAAAGCAACCAUCUACGACGAAUGGCACGACUCGCGGCUCAUCCCCUGGGCCCAUUUCGUCCCCAUGGACUCGACGUUCCUCGACAUCUACGGCAUAAUGGAGUACUUUAUCGGAUACGGCGGGCCGGGCCAUGACUCCGCCGCGCGAAAGAUUGCCCUGAACGGCAAGGAGUGGGCGGAGAAGGUGCUUCGCCGGGAGGAUAUGCAGAUCUACAUGUAUCGGUUGUUGCUUGAGUAUGCGAGGAUCUGUGAUGAUAGACGGGAUAAUUUGGGGUAUACCGAGGAUAUCUUAUGGGUCGACCGUGAAUAGACCGUCUGAGGCGUCCGAUAUGCGCAACAUCUUCCGGGACCUCUUAGUACGACACUUGUUACUAUCUUAGCGGACUGAGGAAGGAAUUAUUCUCGCUGAAAGCACUGCUGGCGAGAUAGUGU